AUUGGGGGGCGUUGCCCAGGUGAGAAACGAAGGUGAGCAUGGCUGCAAUAUUCUCAAGAUACAGGAUCAGGCAACAGUAGCCUUACAGGCACACUCACUGAGAUGAGCCCUGGAGGUGGGAGCUUGAAUGGCUGUCUUGCAGUGGCAGGGUUUGCUGCAGCACUCUAUCUGAACAGCCUCAAUGGAGAAUUUGUGUUUGAUGAUCAUGAAGCCAUUGAAACCAAUAUGGAUGUCAGAACAAACACGCCUCUCUCGCAAGUGUUCAGCAACGACUUCUGGGGGCAGCCUUUAUCAGAUCCUGAAUCUCACAAGUCGUAUCGCCCUCUGGUCAUCCUCAGCUUCAGAACUAACAGACUCCUCCACGGACUGUGGGCACCUGGCUUCCAUCUGGUCAACACUGUUCUGCAUGCAGCUGUGACUGCUCUCUACUACCAGCUGCUGUGCAGGCUGAGGCUGGAGUGGAGCACUGUGGUCACUGCUAGUCUGUUGUUUGCUGCUCAUCCCAUUCACACCGAGGCCGUUUCAAACAUCGUUGGUAGAACUGAGCUGCUUUGUGCACUUUUCUUCCUUCUUUCCUUCCUCCUAUACGAUCGCUCCCUCCCUCAAAGACGCCCCUCAACUCACUCGUGGCUACGUUUGUGUCUCUCCAUCUGCCUGGCCGUGUCCUCCAUGCUGUGCAAAGAGCAAGGGGUCACUGUACUGGGGGUGUGCUUAGUGUACGACCUGUUUGUUGUCUGCCAACUGGACCUGGUGGAUUUGCUACAUUGUGGCAAGAUUGUUCUUAAAAGCCUGUACUUCAAAUUGAGAGGACACAAGGCGAAGAAGAGGCACCCUGCAAUGCUCCCCCGGUGGCUCACACUGCUGACUCAGCGCUCUUUAUUCCUUAUCCUCUCUGCUUGUGUCAUUGUCUUUUGUCGCCUCUACAUCAACGGAGGGGGGAAGCCCCUAUUUGUGGAGUCUGAUAACCCCGCCUCCUUCUCAGAACACCCCCUCACUCGAUGGUUCACCUACUCCUAUCUGGUGACCCUCAACGUGUGGUUGCUCCUCUGUCCCUCGUGGCUGUGUUUUGAUUGGUCGAUGGGGAGUGUGCCGCUAGUUACCGAGCUGACAGAUCUGAGGAACAUGGCUACCUGCUUUCUGUUUGGGACUCUCUUCAUCUUCUUACUCUGGACCACUGAUACUCUCGAGAGGAUCAGUUCUCAUAACAGCACUGCUCUGUUUCAAGUCAACAAUGGACCCAACAGUACACCAGUUGAUACACCUGCUGUUGCCCCCGUGUCUAAAGCAACCAGUCGAAGAAGAGGCAUUGUUCUGUUGUCUCUCUCACUUGCUGUGCUUCCAUUCCUGCCUGCUACCAACCUCUUCUUCCCCGUUGGCUUUGUGGUAGCAGAGAGAAUCCUCUACCUGCCCAGCAUGGGAUUCUGUCUCCUUGUUGCCAUUGGCUACAGCAAACUCGUUAAGCUGUCUCCACCUCUCCGCCCACUCAUGACCAUCUUUCUUCUCCUGAGCGUGACCACUUUUUCAGUCAAGACAUUGCUGAGAAAUGGAGAUUGGACAGGUACGGAGGCUCUGGCCAGUUCAGCUAUUCCUGUCAACCCCGGCAAUGCCAAAGUCUUUAUGAGCCUCGGUACUUACUAUACACAGCUGGGCCAGCGAAGAUGUGAGCUGUUCUAUCAUGAGGCCCUGAGGCUGAGACCCAACUACACAGCUGCCUGGACCAACCUCGGGCUAGUCAUGAUCAACACAGAUCGUCCGGUUGAAGCAGAGAGAUGCUAUACGAAGGCUCUCUCUAUUAAAUCAGACCAUAUUAAUGCCAACACCAACAUGGGCCACCUUUGUCGUCUCCAGGGGCGAUGGGAGGAUGCCAGUCGCUACUAUCAGACUGUCCUGCAGAGGAGACCCAACAACGUAGUGCUUAGAUACAACCUAGGACUCGUGGCCAUGAGCAUGGAAGGUGCUGAGAAUCUACAGUCAUAUCUUCCUAGUGAGUUCCCCUCUUGUGAAAGACGUCUCCUGUAAAAAUAGUUCCUUGUGUUGGGAGGUCCCUUGUCAGUGUGACGGAAUAGCGUAGAUAUUAACUAGUACGUUCCAUUUUUAAUUAGUUACUUCCUUAUACAGCUUGUGUGGUAGGUAAUCUAUUGUUGGUAUUUGCCUCACUUUGUUACUAGGCAACCUAGCUUGUGUUGAAGAGGGGUAGUAAUUAGUUCAUCCGUAGGCAGUCAGUGAAGUAUUGUUGUGUGCUCUUUGAAGCUAAUUGCCGAGUAUUUGAGACGUAUAUUUCUUAAUAUUGGUUAUACAAAGGGAGUGGGUGUAAUGGCAGUCACCGCUGUAAUUGAUUUACCUACGUCAUGUAUACCAUGGAUUAAUUUUGCUGAGCUGUUUUUUUUUAUCCUAGUGCAGGUGACUACAUUUUUUUUUUUUAGUAAAGGGAGGACUCAUUUAGGCUGUUUAGUUGGUUGUCCGGAGUAGCUACAUGCACGUAGGUACAGUAGGAAUAUCAUUUAUCAUUUGUCAAUGGCUGGUUCCAUUAUUUUGCUCACUUUCCCAGUAAGAGUGGCCUGGUGGGUGAGGUGGGGAGGUGGGUGAGCGUGACUGAAAGGAAAUAGGCUAAUUAUGUGUGCUGUAUCUAGUGGUCUUCAUAACAUAAUGUCUUUGCCUUUCUUGGUAAUCUUUCUUAGUGGCCUCUAUUGCCCCUAGUGGCUUGUGCUAGGAAGCCUAGCAACUGCUGUCCACCCACUCACCAAUCAACACCAACUCUAACUGUGGUUUUCUUUUUUCCCUUGAAAAUAAAUUUAUGCUUGUGUUAUGUGUGCAGACUACCCCCACACACUGAGUAACUGCAUGUGUUAAUAAUUACAGUAAAAAUAAAUAAAUAGUUGAUGUAGCUGUGGUUGUAGGACAGCUAGUUGUUCGUUUGUUCUAGUGUUGUUUUGUUUACCCCCAGGCCACAGAAGUACAAGAUUGGCUGAAGUAGAGAAAACAUCUUGCACACCCUCUAGUCAAAUAUUCAACCAUUUGUCACGCACUCAUGUAUGGUAUUUUCAUCACGCUUAUAGCUAUAUAUGUACACGACUCAUUUAAUUAAAAACACAUGUCUCUAGCUAGUGCAUGUGACAACAUCCUCUAGUGUGCUGACUGGAUGGUUUGAGACUGCAGCUGCCUUGCGUAUGUACAUAUGGGAUGAGUUAUAAUUCUUCCGUGUUAAUGAUUUAAAUCGCGUUACAUAAUAAUGCCUUUGUCGCUAACUAUUUUCGCAAUAGAUAUGCGUAUUAUACUGAUUGCUAGGCAACAAAAUAUUGAUCUGAAGUAAUUAGUUUGCUGUCUGGCAUAUAUGGCUACAUCACUAGCAUUAUUGUCAUCAUAGUGCGUAAGUAAAGUGCCAU
Halichondria panicea is the source of this 3383-nucleotide messenger RNA. Its product is annotated as protein O-mannosyl-transferase Tmtc2-like. The record is from RefSeq and is a predicted model, not a curated record. The transcript is spliced from 9 exons. Gene Ontology annotation, cellular component: endoplasmic reticulum membrane. Gene Ontology annotation, molecular function: protein binding; mannosyltransferase activity. Lineage: Eukaryota; Metazoa; Porifera; Demospongiae; Suberitida; Halichondriidae. Bases 103 to 2019 code for a protein of 638 amino acids. Gene Ontology annotation, biological process: protein O-linked glycosylation via mannose.